Molecule: messenger RNA, 2040 nt
Organism: Penicillium daleae
Lineage: Eukaryota; Fungi; Ascomycota; Eurotiomycetes; Eurotiales; Aspergillaceae
Exons: 4
Coding region: 1-2040 (679 amino acids)
Biological process (GO): regulation of DNA-templated transcription
Cellular component (GO): nucleus
Molecular function (GO): DNA-binding transcription factor activity, RNA polymerase II-specific; zinc ion binding
Source: RefSeq, a predicted model, not a curated record
AUGACUGAUCGUGUCCGACGCAACGGCCAGCUUUCUGCAUGCGAACCAUGCCGCAAGUCGAAACUUCGAUGCGAUCAUGGCCGACCAGUCUGUGGGAGAUGUGUGCGCCGCCGCCUGUCCGAGCAACAAUGCCUUUAUCACCCAGCCCCUAUGGCGAGACGGCUCACGCCCCAAUCCGAACAAAACAUGCAUCAGAAUGAGGCUACUAGGUCUAUCGUGACAGUUUCAAGCCCCUACGAGCCCAUCAAUAUGAACAGCAACUUGAUGUCCUUUGCAGACCCAAAUUCUCCCCACCCACGACGCUUGUAUACCUCUCUGACAAGAACCGGUGUAGCCCUACCUCAAAAUUCCGUGCCUGAUCAACAAAGCAUUUGCGAAGGAGCAAGGCUAUUGCAUGAUAUCCUGGAACUUGCUGUCGAAAUCGGUGAACCCCUUGAACGCUUCUCAGUUCUUGAAAUGGACCUAUGUAUUCAUUCACCUCUUGUCAAGCUAGCGUGGAAGGCAACGAACAAUAGCAUGCAACGUCUGUUAAUUGAUCGCUCGGCUCUAAACCUGGAAUUGAUAUCCCAAACAAUAUUCGAGCGAUCAUCUUCACACCCGGUCUUUCCUCCCACUGCAGCCACAUUGGAAUCCGCAUUCUCUACCCAGGCUUUACGCUGGGACAUGAUUGGAAUCUACUGUGCACAAAUCGGAAUAUUUCUCGGUGGAGAGAAAGACAAAACAUUCAGCUUAUCUGCCCAUGAAAUGUGGAAAUCAGAUCGGAAAACAUUAAUGCAAAGGGCCUUCCAAGCUUGCCUACAAUGCGAAUCGUUUUGCGACCAUCUCGGCGCUAUUAACGAUCUUACGCUAUGGUUCCGAAUGCUUACUAUCCUCUUUGCCACAUGGUGUUUUGGUGACGACUCGUACCAUGUAUUACGACUAGUCGGUAGCAUGUCGUCCGUCUUCUUUGCCUUGGGUUUCCACAAAGGAGUGGAAAAUGACCCUUCUCUGCCGUUCUAUAUGAUCGAGAUUCGCAAAAGAGCUAUCGCCUGGGCACAUGAUCACGACAAGGUGUGCUCCAGCUUCACGUCACGACCUGUUCACCUUAGUCGCCACUUUUGCGUGAUCGAGAUGCCCCUCGACCUAGCAGACUCUGCUAUUAUGGGUACACCUGAAGCGUUCCUCGAAGCUCGCGAGAACUUAGAUGCAGACGGCUGGAGUAAAGAUGGAGUCAUACAUGCUGUCUCCCGUCAGCGGGUGCAGCUAAUGCUUUGUAUAAUUCGCGAAGAAGCCCUAGAACUGAAACUGGGGCCUACAACAUCUGACCUCGAGAUAAAAGCGGAACGCAUCUUACGAAAAUUGAAAUCGACCUGGCAGUCCAUUCCAUCAUAUAUGAAAUACGAUAAAGUGUCCCAGUGGGCAGGCCAGAUUCAUACUGCCAUGAGCCUUCAAAACCUGUGGCUGGAAUACCUUUACACAGAGUUUAUUUUGCACACUUUGCUCGCCAGUUCGAGCGAAUUGAAUCGCGAGAAGUUGAUAAUUACUGCGCACGAGAUUGUCAAUACUGUCCUGCUCCCAACGCGGCAAAGGGAUCUACUGCACAGCCAUAGAGCGGACAUAGAAUGGGCGCUUGUGUUCUAUGCUAUGCCUUGUGCCAGUGUUCUGGUAUUGGAACUUCUACGGCAGAAUCAAUAUCCCGCAGAACGACUCAACAUAAAUCGAAGCGGCAUAAUUCAAGAUAUAAGCGUUUUAAUAUCAUGCUGUGAUUCUUGGGCAGAGGCUGGGCAGAGUAAUUAUCAAAUUUGCAAGCAAGCCCAGUCGAUCUUUUCAAAGAGCCUUGAUUCGAUUCUCAAUCAUAUUCAGCCAAUCCCGAUGGACAAGUCGGCAGAGGUGACGGCGCGUGAACAAGAGCACCAUAAUGAGACCAUGAGGCUUAUGAGCCCCGAAACCUCUAAUGUGGUGGCUCAAGACCCGGAGUGGAUGGCGUGGCUUGAGUCAGUAGGCUUACAGGGAGACCUGUGGUUAGAGUCAAGCAUUCCGACUUCAGAGUUGUAUGAGUAA